Messenger RNA from Closterium sp. NIES-67, 3876 nucleotides. The record is from the annotation of a GenBank genome assembly. Lineage: Eukaryota; Viridiplantae; Streptophyta; Zygnematophyceae; Desmidiales; Closteriaceae.
AUGCCAGAUUUGCUGCCUGCAAUGUUUGCUGCUCCCAGCACGUGGUACACUGUGGUCAGAACGAUAAGACAUAACGGCCGCUGCCCCGGAUGUUAGUUAGGCUUCAGAUCAGGUUAGACCCUGCAGCGAGCACCUUACCUCUAGGACAGAAAGCGAGACAGCGAGACAAAAAGCCUAAUGCAAUUUCUCCAUUCCUCUGAGCCGCGUUGCCCAGUCAUUGGGCAUGGGCUUACCGCAUUUUGCGGCAGAUUGUGUCCAUGUCCAUGAUUCGCUGUUUGCCUCGUCGAACGGAUACUCAUACAUGCACCCACAGCGACAUUCCUGUAACGUAGCCCAUUGUCGGUGUGGCGGAGGCGAUUCGGGUGUCUAGGUUCAAGAGUUUGCUUGAUUGGAAGGGGACAGGACUGGAAACUUCCACCCCACUUCCGCGAUUUCUAGAACUAAUUAUCGAAUUGAUUGCCCGCUUGGUCCGAAAUCCGAUCUACUACAGUAGGAGACGGGACCUUAGUUACCAUUGGCCUGGCCACAGUUCCGAGCUCUGUCAUGUGGUGCUUCACGAUAGGGGGUCCGAGACCGAGACCAAAUGUCCUACCCAUGACGUGAAAGACGCGAUUUUUGCAUCGGCUCAAAAGCAUGACCGACGCGAUCAAGUGUGAAUGACCAGACACCCGACGACGCGACGUCGCGACGCAAUUCGAGAACACCAGCCACCAAAAAUCUUCCGUUCUAUCCCGAGGCCUCCGUUUUUCGCGCUCAGUUCCCUGUCAUACAACAACCCCAGUCACCGCUACCAGCAGCACGAGCCCACAGAAGGUCGGUGUUCGUUAGACCGGUUGGACAAAGCCAAGGCGUAAUGGACAAGACGAAAACCCUCGAGAGUGCCGAUGCGGGGGGUUUACUGGAGACGGAUUUAUCCCUCACCCUUACUCCCUUUGGCGCCUCCAGGAGACGAGAGGACGAGGAGAGUCCUUUCCGCGGUCCCAGGAGACGGGAGGACGAGGAGGUUGUACUUUCGCGAAGCGAUUCGACAACGCGACCCGCGGAGCCGCGGCUCGACAGAUUUCCGACGUCGGGCAGUCGAACGCGUAGUCCGCCGGCCGUGGCGGGCAGCUUGGAAAAAUCGCAGGAUAGUCCCGCCAAAACUCCCACCGAGGCUCGUCAGCAGGUUCGGCAGCAGCAGCAGCAGCUACAGCAACUCCUGGCUCGGUUGCAGCAGUUUAACCCGCCGGCUUUUCCGCCAGGCCCUUUCCCCCCGCAGCCGCGCGCUACUGCCUUCCCCCGGCAUGACGUGGCAAAUACUCCAACCGCCGGCCCGGGGAUCGCAGCGCCGACGCGGCCGCCGCAAUUUCACAUCCCAGCUCUGGCCCCCUUCUCCGCCGGAUCGCCCGCUUCGCCGCGCGGCGCCUCCGAUGUUCCGCCAGGCGCGCCGUCAGCGCACCACGCAGCGGCGGUGGAUUCAGUUGCGCAGUUCCUCCGCAGCCUCGGCGCGCCAGCUCCUUCCGCCUUCCCUGGGAUGUUGCUCGCAACUGCCCCCCCCUUCUCCGCCGCGGCCGCGCCUUUUUCCGCUCCCUCGCUUACCAUUUCCGCAUUUCCCGCACCCGCGGCUUCCGCCGCUGGCCGCUCUCCUGCCUCCGCCGGUCCAGCGCCCGCUACCCCCCCUCCCGCAACACCAGCGCCUUCGGCUUCCGCUACUCCCGUCGGCGCCAGCGCCGGCGUUGGGUCUGUAUCAGAGCAAGCGCUGGCGCGGCUUUUGGGCGCGCCUGGCGGAAAUCAUGCUGCGGAACUGGAACGCCUCGCGCUAGUGGCGCGGCUAUGGGGCGCGGCAGGCCUCGUUACAGCGCCGUUGGCGCAAAGUAGCGAGGCGAAAAAUAGCGGUGUGCAAGUGGUAGGAGAAGGCGGAAACUGCGGCAACAAACCUGAGACAAGCAGAAGCGCGGAGGGUAUACUGUCCCGCCCUGUUUUCCCUGGGGAAAUCAGGAGGGGGGCGGGUGGUGAAGCGGACAUGGUAGCCGCGCGGAAGGGGGGGGAAGAUUUUGUACGCGGAGGGGCGAGCGGGAAAUGUGCGGAUGCUGGUGGUGAUUCCGCAAAGCCAGAUUCGGGCGGGUUGAGAUCGGUUGGUGGUGGUCCAAAUUCUGGCGAAGGUGGUCGAGACGGAAUGGCGUUACAGCUACACUCUGAACCAGCGUUACAAUUGUUCCAACCACAGUUACAAUCACAGCAAUUGCUCUCAUAUUCGCACCCACUUCAUUUGCCACCGCCUUCAGGAACAGAACCUGCCGCUUGGGCUCGAGCACUUGAGUUUCUCAAAAAUCAUCCCAGCGUCAUGGCAGGAGGAGGAGGAGGAGGAGGAGGAGGGGCAGCACCAGAUGCAGAUGUGAGCCCAGUGCUAGGGGCAGGGCUAGAAAUAAGCGGGGCAACUAGGAUAGGUGGUGCAAAAACACAAUGUGAGGAAGCGGCAGUGGGGAGACAAAGGACUGUGGCUCAGCCAAUACUAAAACGAAGCAGGUUUCAUGAAGAUGCAGGCAGAGAGGGGUGGGAAGGGGAGCGGGCGGAUGGAGGAAACAACCUGGGGGGGAGGGAGGUGGAAGGAGUGACGAAGGUGGGGCAAGGAGGGGAGGUGGGGGUGACAAGGGCAAUGUGGGGCGUGGACACAGGGCUGAAGAGAAAGCUCAGUGCUAUUCUUGCUGGUGCCUCGGGACUUGCUGCUGCUGGUAUUGCUGAUGGCAGUGCUGGUGGUGGUGGUGGUGGUGCUGCUGCUGCUUCUGCUGCUGCUGCUGCUAAUGCUGCUGUAGGUAUAAACAUGGCGGUUGCUGGUGGGGGUGCUGCUGGUGCUGCUGCUUCAAGCGUCCGUCUCAUUGGUCCUGAUAAAAGAGACAGGGAAGGUGGUAAGGAGGGUGGUGGGAGCUGCGAGAAUGACAAAGGGGAGAAUGCCGGCGCACUGGGGGAGACAGAUGGUGCUGAGCUGGAAGCAGCAGAGCGAAUGAGUGGGGGGGAGGAGUGUGAGGGAGAGGGGCGGGGAGAAGCAGGAGGAACAGGAGGAGAGGAAGGAGAUGAAGCGGGAACGGAAGGAGGGGGAGGCGAGGAGGAGGAGGGGAGUGGGAGCAAGAGGAAGAUGAGGCUGACCCAGGAGCAGCUGAGCACAAUGGAAGCAGUAUUCAAGAAGACCCCCAGGCUCACCCCCAGGGAGAAGAGCGCCCUGGCGGGGCGGCUGGGCGUGCGCGUGCGGCAGGUGGAGGUGUGGUUUCAGAAUAGGAGGGCGCGCACUAAGGUGAAGCACACAGAAGCGGAGCUGGACGGCUUGAGGCGCCGGUGCGAAGCACUAGCUGACGAGAAUCGCCGCCUAAGGGAGAGGCUCAGUCAAAAGCAAGAGCAACAGCGACAGCAGCAGCAGGAGCGACCGCAUCAGUUGGCAGAGCAGCAACAGCCGCAGGGGCAGCAGCAGCAGGGACAAACAGGCUCCCCUGGCAGCAGGGAGCAGACUAGAGAAGCAACAUGGGUGCUUUGCACCUCCUGCCGAUGCUCUCAACAGCAGAACACGGAGGCAGGAGAAGAGGGUCUGAGGCUGACAGCAUUAGAAAUGGUGGCACACUUGGGAAGCCAGCCUCUAGGACAAGAGGAUCAGCAGUUGCCGAACCAGCAGAGGCAGCAACAUCAGCAGCAAUGUCCGCACCAGCAACAGCAGCAGCAACGGCCACUCAGUCUUCAAUUACAGCAAGCAGUUGAGCAACACCUGGGAACUCUAGCUGAACUGCCCAGGGCCAGAAAUAAAAGAGAUGAUAGCCAUGCAGAUUUACCAUCUGAUAGUACGUCACCAGGUUCGUUCCUCAAGCUCUGAUGUAUAAAUCGCUCUACACAUAGUAAGCACACCUCUUAUAU